AUGUCAAAUUCAACAUUAUCAUCUUUAUCUUAUUUUAUUCUUGGAGCUUAUUUGCAUGUUGGAAAAUUAAGAUACUUUUGUUUUAUGAUAACCGCUUUGCUUUACAUUGUUAUUGUUGUUGUCAACACAUCUCUCAUUGUGAUUAUCUGUAUGAACAGAAGCUUACAUGAACCUAUGUACAUAUUUCUGUGCAGCCUGGUUGUAAAUGAACUGUAUGGUAGUACAGGGUUGUUUCCAAUGCUUCUGGUUCAGAUUCUCUCUGACAUUCACACUGUUCCUGCUUCAUUUUGUUUCCUGCAGAUUUUCUGUGUGUAUUCUUAUGGAAGCGUAGAGUUUUGUAAUUUAGCCGUCAUGUCUUAUGACAGAUAUCUCGCUAUCUGUUGUCCUCUGCAGUAUCACACACGUAUGACAUUUAACAAGGCGGUUGUGUUUAUUGCUGUAAUAUGGCUGUACUCUUUUGUUAAAUUCUUGAUUACUUUAUCCUUAAACAUCCGUUUACCGCUUUGUGGAAACGUCAUGAACAGUUUGUAUUGUCAUAACUACCUUGUUGUUAAGUUGGCAUGUUCUGACACCAAAGUGAACAACAUUUAUGGACUUUUUGGGAUUGUCCUCACCAUUUUAGUCCCUCUGCUCCCAAUCCUUUUCUCUUACAUGAAAAUUCUUAAAAUCUGUUUUUCUGGUUGCCGACAGACCAGACAGAAAGCUUUCAGUACCUGCACACCUCACCUUGUUUCUCUGUUGAAUUUUUCUUUUGGCUGUGUGUUUGAAAUAGUUCAGAGUAGAUUUGAUAUGAGCAGUGUACCCAGUGUGCUGCGAAUCAUUCUCUCACUGUACUUUCUCAUUAUACAGCCGCUUUUGAAUCCUAUCAUGUAUGGACUGCAAAUGACUAAAAUACGAAAAACAUAUAAACAUCUGUUCUGUUAUAAGAUGUUGACUGGUUUCGAGGAGUCAAACACAGACACCAUCAUCAAGAAGGCGCAGCAGAGCAUGUACUUUCUGUUCCAGCUCAGGAAGCUCAACCUACCUAAGGAGCUACUGAUCCAGCUCUACAUUGCCAUUAUUCAGUCUGUAGAUCCAUCAGUGUCUGACUGUGAGCGCAGUGUGCUGCUGGAGCUAACAGAUCCGAUUGAGUGGAUGAAGUGGUGGGGAGUUUACAUGGCUGCGUAA
This is a messenger RNA of Morone saxatilis (striped sea-bass), 1167 nucleotides long. Its product is annotated as olfactory receptor 51E1-like. Gene Ontology annotation, molecular function: G protein-coupled receptor activity; 2-oxoglutarate-dependent dioxygenase activity; olfactory receptor activity. Lineage: Eukaryota; Metazoa; Chordata; Actinopteri; Moronidae. The record is from RefSeq and is a predicted model, not a curated record. Gene Ontology annotation, cellular component: membrane. Gene Ontology annotation, biological process: G protein-coupled receptor signaling pathway.